AUGUCCCAUAGCCAGAAACGCGCGUUGUCCCCUGCUGCCAACUCCGAUCCUCCUCUCAAAAAGUGUCGAUGCCAUGACGACGCACCACUUACGCCGUCCACAUCCUCCUCACCACAUCCAUCCUCUAUACCGCCCAUGUCCUCCACGUCCUCCCCGCCACACUCAUCCUCUACCCCGCCCACGUCCUCCUCCCUGCUACAUCCAUCCUCACCAGCAGACGCGUCCUUCAUGGCAGACGCGUCCUCCAAGGCAGCCGUGUCCUCCGCGGCAGACGUGUCCACCGCAGCAGACGUGUCCAACGACGCGCCCACUAUCCCAGAUAGUGUUACCACUCUCACCUCGGCAAUGCAUGACAGCGGAUCAAGGUUCACCAUCGUCGGGAUAGUUCAACAUAAAUCAGGUGUCAUGCCCUACAGGGGAGGGGGUGGAUUUUUCAUGGAGUUUUUGCUUGCAGAUACCACUGGGGGUGCGUUGGUUGAAGUGGCUAAGAUGGAUGGCAGCCUCCUUCCGAAAGAUGCUGAAAUUGGGGACGUAUUGUGUGUCGGUUCCUGCAAGCUGCACAAGAACCGCGACCGUUUGAUUUCCUAUGCCGAUCGGAGCACAUACCGAUACUGGUCGAUCCGGUUGCAACGCUGGAUGAAUUUCGGGUUUAUGAAUCCCAGGGCAUUCAAGGCGAUGAGGAAUCGGGACGGCCAAUUGGACGCUAAUCCAUAUACCAAGUUUACAUCUGAGGUGUCAGGGUAUGCGCGUUAUUUGCCCGUCAUGAUGGAGACGCCUCGGGCAUGCACUGCUCAACGAUGUUACUCGUUGACUUGGGAAGGGGACUCGUCGGGUUGGAGAGAGGUUAAAGGGGAACUGUCUGUGCUCAAUACCGAUCCACCACAGAUGUGGUACUGUCUCGAAUGUCAGGUCUUCACCCACCCUGGAACCCAUUGCAUUCGGCACCCUGGUAGCAAGCCCGCGCUAGUGUGGUCUGGGAUCUUCCAGCUGCAUGGGGACGAAACCACGGAGAUCCAUAUGUGUGGAGCGUUUGCGGACAUUUCAACUGGAGAGGGUGACACAGCAGAGGAGGCCCUCUCUAGUUGGAUGGAAAAGGUUGUCGACGUCACGAGUUGCAUGUGUGGUUCAUGCAAGGUGACGACUACCCUCCAGGUAAUGGAUAUCUCGGCAAAAAUCCAAGGGCCUAAAGGCACCAACCGAGAAGACCGAUGCAUCGUGCGCCCCUUCCACAUCCUUCGUGAACACUAA
Cantharellus anzutake is the source of this 1248-nucleotide messenger RNA. RefSeq lists its product as uncharacterized. The record is from RefSeq and is a predicted model, not a curated record. The transcript has 8 exons. Lineage: Eukaryota; Fungi; Basidiomycota; Agaricomycetes; Cantharellales; Hydnaceae. Bases 1 to 1248 code for a protein of 415 amino acids.